AUGGCUGAGGAAAGAGACACUUCUGCGGACCUCUUUGCAAUUCCCAAUUUCUGGCGGUCAUCGAGGUUCUUGGAUGAAGACAAAGCAGCAAGCCCUCUCUUCUCACCCAACUUGGAAAUAUCAGGCUCUUCUUUCCAAUUCCUUCCAUUCGGAAACCAAGACAAGCCUCCAAAUUCUCUCAAACGCCCGUUACAAGACCAAAGUCAGACCAGCUUCUUCAGACUACCUCCUGUUUUGCGAGAGGCCACUCUCAACGAUGAGCCACAGUUGUUAGACGAUCUAUUCUCCGAGGGAAUUGGCAGUGCUGGAAAUGGGAAGAAGGGCGGAUCUCCAGAUGACUUGGACGACGAGGAGGAGGAUUACUGGCUCACGCUGGAAGACGUCGAACCCAAGACACCCGAGUACAAGUCCUGGGAGGCAUUCAAUCCGACAGAUCACCACGGUCCAUCCGAUGUCGUCUUUAUCAGCGAGGCCGGACCUGUUGCUUUUGACGCGCUCAUAACCGAAAUCCCGGACGAUGGUACAGAGCCUGUUCCCGAUAUCCUCGACAAUGCCUUGUACUACGCCUGCCUGUUAGGGCUGGCACAGGGGAGAAGCUCUAUCCUAUUCUGGUGGGACUCUGACAGGAGCUCGUUUGUUAAGACGGCACCUCACCUUAGGAUUUCGGGUGUCUCUGUUCAGUUGAUACAGAGCAUGGACCAACUUUGCCUUGACUGUGGAAACGCCGUCAAGGCCCUGGGGUCCUUCUCUGAGUCGGCUUAUUUCGAAUCACCUACACCAACCAGCGUUGCCCUAGCAAAAGUGGUAGAUCAACUGGUCCUGGCUGCCCAAACCGAGGUUGCUUCCCGCAGCAAGGCUGUCAGGUCCAUACUUCAGCUGCGAUCUGUUGUUAUGCCGGCACACGACAUCCUAAUGCACUUCCAUAUGCUCAGCAAAAAGCUGACUCAAGAGAAAACGGAAGAGGGAAUGCUCUCAUGCCUCUUCCGCGAAGCUCAGGCCGUUGAGUACCAAGGUGGCCUACUACCUGAGGUCAUCUGCGAAGUGCUGCGGCUUGCCUCAAAACCAUGGAUUGAAUUUGUUGAAGAAUGGAUCGGUCUGAAGAAUGAAACAGGCGCCCCAAUAUCCAAGACGGGUUCAGGGAAGUCGUUUGUCAAAGUGGCCGACAAGAUGUGGAUAGACGACCACGGCUUCGAGCUCGAGGAACCUGACUUCUUCCUAGACGAGGAAAGGAUGCCUUCAUUUGUGCCUCAAGACAUUGCUCGCUCCAUCUUCGACACUGGCCGAAAUCUGCGCUUCCUCAAAGAGCACCACCCAGACCACUUCCUCUCAAAGCGGAACGUCGUAGCACUAACUCAACCACCCAAACUCGAAUGGCAAUUCUCUUGGGAUGCCAUAACAAUGUUGGAAACGAGAGUCAAUGAGUACAAGGCUGCGGUGACUCGCUUAGUCCAAGGGGCAGCAUCAGGAGAUCAGUUGUCGUCGACACGUCUAUCCACUACAUAUGAACCGAACGAGUACAAACUUACAUACUUUGGAAAGAGUGAGGAGGAAGUUGCGGCCGCUGUACUCGCCUCAAUCAACCAGCUCGCUCAGCCUCUCGAAAACCACGAGUCCGACGAUGAGCUCACCACCAUGCUUCACAACCGCUUGUACUCGAGAGCAGAGCAAUCCACCAACAAAGAGGAAGGCUUCAACCCACACUGGUCACUCGUCCCCUUGCUCUCCUUCGGGUCGCUUGUAGACACCCAGUCAAAGCUCGUUAACGAUGAAUGCAUGAAACUUCUCCUCGGCCCUCACAAGCUCCGAGUACACACCAAUCUCACGAGACAAUACUUCCUCCUAGGCAACGGCAUGCUCUGCAGCCGCCUUUCCCACGCCCUCUUUGACCCAGACCUCGAGUCCGCCGAGCGCAAAGCUGGCGUCGCUUUCAGCGGCGGUGUCAUGGGUCUCCGACUAGGCGGCCGAGACACCUGGCCACCCGCCAGCUCCGAACUCCGUCUAGCGCUCAUGGGUGUUCUCUCCGAUUGCUAUGAGCCGCCUGUCAGCGAGAAAGACAGCAACGGCCAAGAGGAAGACCACAACAUGGGUAAAUCCAUGCUUUCCCGCACCUACAGCUCCGAUCUACCCGGCGAUCUAAGCUUCGCCGUCCGCGAUCUGACUUCGGAAGAAAUCAACAAGUGCAUGGACCCCGACGGCCUAGAAGCGCUGGAUUUCUUGCGGUUGUCGUACAAAGCCCCCUCAGGACUACAGUAUAUCAUGACCCCCAUCAUCCUGCUAAAGUACGAUCGCAUCAACAAGCACUUACUCCGUAUCCUGCGUAUGUUAUACGUAGUCAACCACCUCUCGCGCGACGUCCAACUACUAGCUCGCCGCACCCGCCUCAGCAACGCCACCAUCCGCUUUUGUGCAGAAGCGAACCACUUCGUUUCCAAGAUGGCCGCCUACUUCUUUGACUCCGGGAUCACCACCAUCUGGAACCAAUUCGAGGAGUGGUUAGACUCGAUAGAGGCCGUAUUUCUCGGCGAGGAAGUGGCCGGCGCUGGUGGCGGCGGCCAGCGUAAUACCGACGACCAUCAUCAACAAGAGCACUCCCUGAACAGCACGAAAUCGUGCUCCCCCGACUUAGUCCGUGACAAACAAUCCUACUGUCUAGACGAGAUCAUGUCCGCUUUGUUUAUACGAAAACGCCAGACACCAGUCCUCAAGCUGCUGGAAGAGAUCUUUACCAUUAUCUUGCGCUUUGCUCGACUAAUGCGCUCUCACAACUCCGACAACAAGAAACCAACCGUCAGUGGGAAAGGCAAAAGCAAAGAGCAACAAUCCAACAACAAAGACGCGGAGUACGCCAAUGAUACACCGGAAAGUCUUUAUGCAAUGUUCAAGAAGAACGUAGAGGUUUUCUUAACGGUGUGUAAAGGGUUGGGAGAGAAGGCUGCUGCUAGUAGGAAUAAGGGGCAUGGGAACGGGUUGGCGGGGGAGAGUUUGGCGGAGAUCAUUCCGCUGGCUUUGGAUAUGAUGGGGUAUUAUGAGGGUGGCGGUUCCGGAGGGAGGAGGUAUCAGGGUUAG
This is a messenger RNA of Sordaria macrospora k-hell, 3066 nucleotides long. RefSeq lists its product as uncharacterized. Lineage: Eukaryota; Fungi; Ascomycota; Sordariomycetes; Sordariales; Sordariaceae. Gene Ontology annotation, cellular component: centrosome; equatorial microtubule organizing center; gamma-tubulin complex. Gene Ontology annotation, biological process: microtubule nucleation; cytoplasmic microtubule organization; mitotic cell cycle. Gene Ontology annotation, molecular function: gamma-tubulin binding; microtubule minus-end binding. The record is from RefSeq and is a predicted model, not a curated record.